AUGAAGGAUGGCCAAGUGGUUGGUGAAGGCUCUGCAGAUAAAAUGUUGAGCUCUGGACUUAUAGAGGAUGUUACACAAGAUGCAGACGCUGAAGGAAAAGAAGACUCUAUUGAAGCUGUAACUGAUGAUCAAGGCGAAACUACUCCACAACGCAAGAAAAAAGUAAGCGAAAAAGAUGGGAAAUUGAUGACGGAAGAGUCCAGUGCAGAAGGAACUGUUGAGUGGAAAAUCUACAAGCUUUAUCUCAAAGCAUCUGGUGGAUUUUGGUUUUGGAUCUUUUUGAUGGUGAUGUUUAUUUUGGCGCAGAUAUUAGAAGUCGGUCAAGAUUGGUGGAUCCGAGAAUGGACCAGAGCUUACACUGAUAUUAGAGGUCAAAUUUCUGGGCUCGUUUCAGCAACCUCAUCCAUUGUUUUUUCCUGGGGAAGAGGAAUCACUUCUAUUAUACGCGAAAGUCAUCUUACGGAAAAUUUUUUAUCAUCACAGUUUAUAUCGCAUUUAAACAAUUCUUUGUCGCCUUCUGUUCACAAUUCUAUGUCUUAUAAUACGAAAUCAGACAAUCAGCAAGUCAAUGUGGAUUAUUAUAUCGGCGUAUACGUUUUAAUUGGAUUAUCCUCUACGCUCUUUGCAUCGGUUAGGUCAUAUUAUAUGUAUUGGGGUUCUUUACUUGCGUCCAAGAAAUUACAUAAUGCCAUGCUGGAUAAAAUUUUAUCCGCAAAGAUUAGAUUUUUUGACACCACACCCAUAGGAAGAAUCAUGAAUCGUUUUUCUAAAGACAUGGAGACGAUUGAUCAAAACUUGUCACCUAUCUUGAUGUUCCUCAUUUAUUCUUUAAUCGCUACAACAACUGUGAUACUUGUUAUUUCCAGUGUAAUGCCGACAUUCUUAAUAGCUGGUUUUUUCAUUGCGGCUUUGUAUGUAAUGAUUGGUGCAUACUAUCUUUCCACAUCCCGAGCCCUCAAACGCUUGGAAUCCACUACCAGAUCGCCCGUAUAUGCUGUAUUUGGCGAGACAAUCAUCGGUGUAGCUACCAUUCGAGCAUUUGGUGCCGAAACAAGAUUAAUGCAGAAAAUGUUGAAUCUGGUAGAUGGAAAUAAUAGACCAUUCAUUUUCAAUUGGGCGUGUAAUCGUUGGCUUCAUACUCGUGUAGACCUGGCUGGUGGACUUGUAUGCUUAUCUACAGGUGUUAUAGUCAUCUACAGUCUUUCAAAAGGGAUGGAAUCAGGCUUAGCAGGCUUCGCACUUACAUACGCAUUGAAUUUCACUGGGCAUAUAAUAUGGGUGCUUCGUAUGUAUGCCCUGCAAGAGUUGAAUAUGAACUCAGUUGAGAGAGUUCAGGAAUAUUUGGUAUUGGAAGAGGAACCUCCAAGAAUCAUUGAUGAUCAUCGACCGCCUUCUGAUUGGCCAUCGAAAGGCAAUAUCCUUGUGGAAAAUCUCGUGAUGAGAUAUGCUCCGGAACAUCCACCGGUAUUAAUGAAUGUCUCAUUUCAUAUUCGACCUUCGGAAAAGAUUGGAAUUGUUGGAAGAACAGGAUCCGGAAAGUCUACAUUGGCCUUGUCAUUCUUUAGAUUCAUGGAACCAACUUCCGGUCAAAUUAUCAUUGAUGACAUAGAUAUUUCAACUAUUGGUCUCUUUGAUUUAAGAAGUAGACUUACAAUAAUACCACAAGACCCUGUUCUCUUUAGUGGAACCUUAAGGAGUAAUUUAGAUCCAUUUGAAGAAUAUGAUGAUGCCGCAUUGUGGAAUGCACUUCGAAGAGCUCACUUAAUUGAAGAUAAUUCCUUGACGACCCAAGAGACUAAUUCAAAUUAUGAUUCUAGUAGCAAUCAAUUACCAAGUUCACCAAGUAAUCCUUCACAAAAUCAAUUUACAUGGAGUUUGGAUUCACCAGUUAGCGAAAAUGGCAGUAACUUUUCUCAAGGUCAAAGACAAUUAAUUGCACUCGCAAGAGCAUUAGUGCGUAGAUCUAGACUGAUUAUAAUGGACGAGGCAACAGCUAGUGUUGAUUUUAAAACAGAUCGGAUAAUUCAAGAAACGAUACGUCAAGAAUUUAAUGACGCUACUUUGUUAUGCAUCGCCCAUCAUGCUGGGACGGUAGUCGAAUUUGAUCACCCAUAUGUACUGUUAAAAGAUCCGAAAUCCAUAUUCCGGGGAAUGUGUGAACGUAGUGGUGAACUCGGAGAAUUGUUGGAAAUGGCAAAGAAGAGAUACGGACAAGAAAUGGGAAAUGACGUUUAA
Messenger RNA from Ambispora leptoticha, 2235 nucleotides. The record is from the annotation of a GenBank genome assembly. NCBI's taxonomy places the organism in Eukaryota, Fungi, Glomeromycota, Glomeromycetes, Archaeosporales, Ambisporaceae.